CGCCGGGAGCUGCAGUCCCGCGAGGGCAGCGAACGGGUCCUUCGCCCCUACGCCAGUACCACCCCUCCGGAAUGUCGGCUUUAUAAACGUCAAGGGAUAUUUCCACCGUCCGGGGCGGCAGGCAGUGAGCGGAGCUGAAGGCGCGCCUCACCCAGUUUCGGUGAUCAGCUCCCCUUGGUGGCGGCCAGCACCGGGCGAUCGAUUGAGUUCCCGAGACUGUCCAGGAGACAGACGAGUGGCAGACCAGGGGAGUCCAUGAAGAGUCCACAGGGAAGGACCACUGAAAACCUCACCGCUAAUGUGGAAAGCUUUUCGCAAGUUGUGGUCGGGGUUGUUUUCGUACAGACCAGGUGUGGGACUUUCCAGGAAGAAGAACAGAAGUGAAGCAAGAUGUUCCAACAACAACCCCGAAGCAUGCGCAAAAGGCUCGUAAACAUCUUAAAAAGACUGACUGGAACCUCAGUAUGCGCGGCAGUUGGCGGGACGGAGAACCCCCUGUCGCCCAGCGCUGCAUUGCCUCCUUGUUUUGCUGCUAUGAUUAAUAAAAUUUGUUAAUUAGCUGCUAAUUUGACUCUUAUUAAUCAAUAUAAUCAAUAACAAUUGGUGCCGUGACUCGGAUGGGAAUAUUGGUGAGCUAUUGAGGUUUGGGGAGGCGCCCCGCUGUAAUCGGCGGCCCCGGCUUCGGUUGCUUGCCCUACUUCCACCGACAAACCCAAAUUAAAACAGGGAGGCAAGGAAGGACCGGUCGACCCCUUAAAUUUUGUGCACAAAAGUCCGGACGAAGACGCGGAACGCGGAUGCGUCAAGCCAGGGGAUUGGGUUCCCAUAAAAACGUGGAAAGAGACCACUCUACAACCUCGCUGGGAAGGACCGUACCUGGUGCUUUUGACCACCAACACAGCUAUCCGAACUGCUGAGAAGGGAUGGACUCAUGCCAGCCGUAUUAAAGGACCAGUGAGCAAUAGAGAGUGGAUGGUCACUAGUCCUGCAGGAGACUUGAAGGUUAAAUUGUCCAAGAGACCACGGCAAUAAUAAGGGACAUUAAAAUUUCAGAGUUUAAUGAGCAAGAGCAACCAAAAUAGAACUUUUGUAAUUAAACACCUGUCUAAGGCACUUAAAUUUAAUGAGCAAGGAAACAUUUAUAACAAAGAUGUGGGUGUAACAUGCACCGAUAUUAGUUGUGGGGGAAAUUGCUAUCCAUUUGUUUGUUUUAUUUGUUUAGUUUGUAAGGAAAAGUGGUGGACCCAUUGCAGAAACGGACAUCCCCCUCGAGGAGUGUGCCGGCCGUGCUGGACAUUCCAGCGAGAAUUAACUGAUUGGGUAUUAGCUCAAAGAGUCAAAACAGGAGACCUAGAAAAAGGAUCGGCCGAGUGGUGGAAUAUAUUUACAAAGGGGGUAAAUCCGGACCUAUACUGUUAUCACCCGAACGAGCCUCGACCCUUUGUGGCCCGACUAGUGGCAGGACUGUGUCGCCGAAGGGUGGCAUCAGCGAGCUGCAAAGCCCCGGAGGUGAAGAAUUGUAAUUGGCAAUCUUAUAGACUGAGGCUCACACAGACAGGGAGACAGUUCCCUCCUGAAGAAUUCUCUUGCUGCCGAGAAGAUGGUUUACCCCGUGGCUCGAAGCAACCGAGUCGACGGGCGAGGAAGAGGGGAAGUAAACAGUGGAGGGAAUUCUCCGGUUGUCAAUGGGAUCACAAUAUUAUGGUCCAGGAGAUGCCCCAAGAGUGGGAAUAACUUCUCUAAGAGGUGGGAUCCCCAUUACUGGAAUGGGAAAGCCAUGGGUCUUUUGUUAUCCUGGAUAUUGUUUUGGAAUCUAUUGGGAGUUUAUGGGAAUGAUAGAGUUACGCAUGAACCCUUUGAGUGGUCCCUAAUUAGGGAAGAAGAGCAGAAAGUAAUUCAAUCGGUAAUCAGUUCAGGGGCGCCCACUUUCGAAUGCCGGCUUUUUGAGUUACUUUCAAUAGAUCAGCCAAGUCAGUUUCUUGAGUUAGUUGCAAAAGGUCCACCAAGACGACCAAUCUAUAUAUGCCCAGCUUCGAAUCCUGGGAAAGGAUAUUGCAAUUAUCCCGGAGAAUUCUAUUGUGGAUAUUGGGGUUGUGAGACCCUGGCAUUAGGAUUUACACCCGGAGGGGGCCCAGAUCCAUAUAUUUCUGUAAAGUGGCUACCCUGCACGGAGGAGGGCAUUUGUGAUAGGUUAGGAAUUACAGUGAAAUCUCAAACAUUGGCAGACCUCGGUUGGUUUAUUGGGAAGACAUGGGGAAUACAAGUGUGGGAACCUGGAAAAGAUCGAGGAGGACACUUUCUUAUAAAGAAAGAAAGGAUUCCUCAUAAUUUACCAGAGGCAAUAGGACCCAAUGAACCCUUGAAAAACAUAAUCGAAGGAGAAACCGAGAAGAAAAAGCCUGCAUCUAGCGGUAAUACCACCUAUAGUAUAUCUAAAGAAAAAGAUAUCAUGAUGCUACCCACAGAACAUUCACCCCCUGAAGCAUAUGAUACUUUUUGGAAGAUUAUGCAAGCUAGCUUUAAUGUUUUAAAUCAAACCCAUCCUGAAUUAACUAAAGAAUGCUGGCUAUGUUAUGACAUUCGUCCUCCAUUUUAUGAAGCAAUAGGGUCAGUAGCUAAUAUAAGAAGGAGGAACGGAACUAACCCCAGAGAGAAGCAAAGCCGUAUAUCUGCAGUCAAGAUCAAGCAGGCAAGGCAGCCCACUGAUAUUACGCUGAGGCCCCCUCACCGACCUGCCAACAGACCCGGUUUGCUUCUCUUGUGA
Molecule: messenger RNA, 2764 nt
Organism: Poecile atricapillus (Black-capped chickadee)
Lineage: Eukaryota; Metazoa; Chordata; Aves; Passeriformes; Paridae
Product: endogenous retrovirus group S71 member 1 Env polyprotein-like
Exons: 6
Coding region: 1601-2764 (387 amino acids)
Source: RefSeq, a predicted model, not a curated record